This is a messenger RNA of Colletotrichum orchidophilum, 1266 nucleotides long. RefSeq lists its product as uncharacterized. The record is from RefSeq and is a predicted model, not a curated record. Lineage: Eukaryota; Fungi; Ascomycota; Sordariomycetes; Glomerellales; Glomerellaceae. The transcript is spliced from 2 exons. Bases 1 to 1266 code for a protein of 421 amino acids.
AUGAGCAGUCCCGACAAGAGUCUCCUGGACCGCCUGAGCGCGUUGAAGGGCGGCAGUCCCGGAGUGUCAUUGGACAGGUCAUUAAAUGCCCUCAAUGUCUCCCUCACGGGCAUCAAGCCAGCGAAAUCGCCUUCGAGAGAUGAUGCACUGUCCGCUCGGUUGAGGUCCCUGAGGAACACACCCGAGCGUGAGGAACCACCCCCUCCGCAGCAGCAGACCGCAAAGGUCACGGCGAAUUCUCACCUCGGUCAGCAGUGUCCGGCAUCCCCAUCCCGGGGGUGGUCUCGCGCGGGACCAACACCGCCCCAUUCCCAGCCGCAACAGUCCUCGAGAUCGCCCGCCGCUCCGGCACCGGCGGCUCCGACGGCAGGAGCGGGGGAUGACGUUGAUCCUCUCCUGCAGACGGAUGACCAGACCCUCGAGGAUCUGCUCAACGACGAGGACUUUGGCCCGCAGCACCAGUGGCGCUCCAAUCCCAAAGAUGAGUCCGCCAAGGUGAACUUGCUUCUAGAAGAGCUCUCGAAGGCCUCGGUGGACCCGUCUCGGAGUAAAUGGCGAGAUGGACCUGUUGACGGCCAGGAUGAUGAUGAUGACUCGGAUAGCGGAGGAAUGGGCCGCGAGGUGGAGGAUUUGCUCUCACAGGCUCUGGAGGAGGCGGAGUACAAUUCUCGGCGAGAGUCUAUUCCACCAAUACCGGGCGAUAAGUACGGGGCUUCCGAUGAUGGAGGCCAAGAUACCUCGCGAGAGGAUCAUCAAGGUGGAGGUGACGGUGGCACAGGGCUCUCCCUCCCCUCAGUACCCUCAACCAUCGCAGUCCCCAAGGCAGACGAUGAAGCCGAAGGCGGCCUCCCCGACCUCAUGCUUCCUUGCGUACCGUCCAGUGCCCCCAAGCACGACGCCGCAUCAGACUUUGACAACGACAUCGCGGCACGCAUGGCCGCACUGAGCGGUCUCGGCUCCUCGUCGGACGGCGGCAUGGGCCUCCCCUCCGUACCGACAUUUCAACCCGCGGAUCGCUUCGUGAAGCAGAAGCGUCUAACCUCCAAGACGGGCUACACCGACGAGGAUGCCGCGACAUGGUGUACGGUUUGUCUAGAGGAUGGCACGUUGCAGUGCCUUGGCUGUGAGGAUGUCUACUGUGCCAGGUGCUGGCAUGAAAUGCACGUUGGCCCAGCAGCGGCCUUCGAUGACCGGACGCAUAAGGCCGUCCGGUUCGUCAAGCCCAAGAAGGAUAGUGAGAAGAGGGUCAUGCUGGGAGCCUCAUGA